This is a messenger RNA of Stegodyphus dumicola, 341 nucleotides long. RefSeq names its product salivary peroxidase/catechol oxidase-like. Lineage: Eukaryota; Metazoa; Arthropoda; Arachnida; Araneae; Eresidae. The record is from RefSeq and is a predicted model, not a curated record. Gene Ontology annotation, biological process: response to oxidative stress. Gene Ontology annotation, molecular function: peroxidase activity; heme binding.
AAAAAAAUGCUUACGAACCAGGCAACAACUUUCAUUGAUUGUUCGUUUAUGUAUGGUGUAACUGAAGAAGCAGCAAGGAAACUAAGAGCACUUGAUGGAACAGGAAAAUUACUCACACAACCUGGCAAUCUGAUGCCCAAAAGAGUUAAGGUAGACAGAGAUAUAAAUUGCAGGAUGAAUUUCAAGAAAUAUUGCUUCGAAUCAGGUGAUUCUAGAGGAAACCAACACACUAUUUUGGCAUCCUUGCACAAUCUUUUCGUUAGAGAACAUAACAGAAUAGCUACUCAGUUGAAAAUUCUGAAUCCUCAUUGGGAUGGAGAAACAAUAUUCCAAGAAACAAG